AUGAAAGGAACACUUGAUAUUCUUCGUCGAUGGUCAUAUCCACUUGUACCUGAAAUAAUAGCAUCAAUGCACAAACAACAAUUAUCAAUGGGUAAAAAUCUAGCAUCAUCUCAAAUAAAAUCAAAUGAUUCAUAUUUAUCAUAUUAUAAUAUGUGUUAUCCAAUAAUUUAUGAUAAGCAUAAUAUAUAUAAACAGGGCGACGUACAAUUAGAUCGUUUAUCAAAUAUUCAACAAGAUGUUUUUAUUGGUUAUAAAAGUCAAAUUUUAUCUGGUGUAUGUAUACGUUCAUCACUUAUUGGACAAAAUUGUAUUAUUGGUAAAAAUACAAAAAUUGAAAAUUCAAUUAUAUGGAAUCAUGUACAAAUAGGUGAAAAUUGUAUUAUUAAAAAUUCUGUCAUAUGUGAUAAUGUACUUAUUCGUAAUAAUGUACAAAUUGAUAAAGAAUGUAUACUUUGUCAAAAUGUUAUUAUUGGUACAAAUGUUCAUUUAAAUGAACAUCUGACUAUAAUUGCAUCGAACUCUAUAACAUCAAUAGCUGUAAUAGAUGAAAUUGAAAUUGAUAAUGACACUACAAUACCAUCAAAAAAUGUUAAACGUUCAAAUUCUAAACCAAGAUCUAGUUCAACAAGAUUAUCAGAAAAAUCUUUUUCAGAAAAAUCAAUUAGUUCAAGUAUUGAAGAACCUGUAACAACAAAUAGUGAUUUAGUUGGUAGUGAUGGUUUAGGUAGACAACUUAGUUUUAGUUCUACACAUGAUGAUCAAACAAAAACUAUGGAUCUCACAGAUGAUGAUGAUGAUGAUGAUGAUGACGAUGAUGAUGAUAAAGAUAAGAAUCAAUUAAAUGAAUUCGAUGCAUGGGGUCAUCGUAUAGAAAAUAAAGAUUUAUCACAUGAUGAUGUUGAUAAUGAAAUUCAAACAAAAUCAUAUCGUUCAUCGAAUUUAAAUAAAUCUUCUAAUCAACCAUCAGAUAUUCUAUCGGAACAUGAAACAUCAGAAAGUGAUGAUAAUGAAGAUUCAUCAUCAGAAACUAGUUCAAUAAAUGAAACCAAUGAUGUUAGUGAAUUUCAACAAGAAGUUAUUCGUACAUUAGAACGUGCUUAUACACAAAAACUUCAUAUAGAAAAUAUUAUUGUUGAAUUAAAUAUGUUAAAGCCAACCUAUGAUGUAUCACCAACCGAAUUUGAUCAAUCAAUAGUACGUGCUGUAUUUUUAUUACCAUUUGAAAAGAAAAUAUCGAAUUCAGAAAAAACAAAUUAUUGGAAUACAUUAAAAUUAACUAUGGAUCAAAUAACACAAUUUAUAUUAAAAAAUUAUAUGAAAAUAACAAAUAAACAAUCACAAAAAGCAUUACUAAAUGAGCUAGAUUUAAUUUGUUUAAAACAUAUUCAUCCAAUUGGUGAACGUAUUGCUAGUAUACUAAAUUAUUUAUACGAAAACGAUAUUAUUGAUGAACAAUGGAUUCUUCAAUGGUAUGAAGAGAAACAAGAAAAAAUUGAAAAUAAUCAAUUAAUAAUAAAACCAGAAGAAAAAAUUUACUAUGAUAAACUUAAACAACUUGUUGAUUGGUUACAAAAUACUGAAAGUGAAGACGAUGAUGAAGACGACGAAGAUUAG
Rotaria sp. Silwood2 is the source of this 1614-nucleotide messenger RNA. The record is from the annotation of a GenBank genome assembly. NCBI's taxonomy places the organism in Eukaryota, Metazoa, Rotifera, Eurotatoria, Philodinida, Philodinidae.